AUGGCGCCACAGACAACAGAAAAUCCUCAAGUUCAUCGAUCUGACCAUGUCACUAUAUUCCAAAGCGUUCGGCAUGGAUCCGUGUCACUCGCCGACCCUUAUAACUGGAUGACGAACUUGAGCAGUCCAGAGACGCAGGCAUUCAUCGAAGCAGAAAACAAAGCGACAAUUGAUUACUUGAGUGAUGCGAAGCUGGAAACACCCAGAGAACGUCUUCAAAAAAGUCUACUCUCGCUGUGGAAGCUUCCGGUAGUCAGGGAACUACCGAAGAGGCUUCCCACUGGUGACUAUAUCGUCCGGGUGGCGGGCCGAGGUAGCGAACAUCCUAGAUCUUACCAGAUCAGCAUGGAUACAUUGGUCGACUUCAAGACUCCUCGACACGACCCUGCAGUCUUCCAUGACGAGUCGUCCAGCGGCGGUGCAACCAUGGCGUCGUCAUUCAGCCAGACUGGGAAGUAUUGGGCUUUCUUGGCCAGUGUUGACGGGUCCGAUUCGGGAGUUAUUCGAUUCAAGAAUGUACAGUCGGGCGAAGUCCUCAAGGACGAGUUGUCAGACGCUAAGCUGCCAUAUAAACCGAGCUCUGUCAUUAGCUGGAUGGCUGACGAGGGUAUAUUCUACCUACACUGUCCUCAAGAUGCCGAGAGCAAGGUAGGAAUCGUACCAUCGACACUAAGAUUUCAUCCCAUCGGAGCCAAACAAGAGGAUGACGAGAUCAUCUAUCGGGAUCCUAAUAGGUCGGUUCAAACUUUCAAAGCACAUGUAUCGUUGGAUGGAGAGCUUGUCUUCCUCGACAUCUAUGACAAAAGCAGAGCAGGUGUAGUAUUGGCAGCCUCUGUAAAUGGAACUCGGAAGCCUAGCGACAAGCUCAACCUUCAUUUCAACAUGGAAGUAUCUCGAGGGAUAUCCGCUGAAUGGGAUUAUAUUGGUAUCCGGCCGGCGGCCGAGGUUGCAAACCUUGCCAAAGGCCAUAUCUUCUGGACCUCCCAGGACAAUGGGAAAGUCGUGAACUACAUACCAGAGACAGCAACUCUUGAGACUGUCGUUCCAUCCACUCCGGAGCUUACGAUGGUUAUGGCCAGAGUAAUACGUGGCGGGCACAUCGCGGUUGUGUACUCGGUCGACGUGCAGCAUCAAAUUCGAGUCUUCUCACCCUUUGGCGAACUAGUACAAACCCUCGACCAUCUACCAUUUUCGACAAUCAUCGACCUCAGCUACGAUGCUGAUUCGGCGUCAGUACUUGUCCUGGACAACUCAUUCUGUGAUCCUCCAAAACUUUGGAGCGCCCAAGUCAUGUUCGAUACCCGAGGAUCUAGGGCCAAGAUUCUGCGCUUUCGACCCGUCAAUAUCUUUCCACUCCACCACGAAAGAGACGUCCGGAAGUCUUCUCCACAGACUAGGCAAAUCUUCUACGAUUCAGCCGACCAGACCAAAAUCCCCAUGUUCAUCACCGCGCAGGAUACCGACGAUAUCUCCUCUUCGGCUGUCGUUCUCCUUUACGUCUACGGAGGCAAUGGAAUCUCUGUUAUUCCACACUUUAGACCUGACUUUUCCAUCUUCAUGGACGGAUUUCGUGGGACGCUCGCGGUCGCGAAUGUCCGUGGGGGCGGCGAGUAUGGACACAAAUGGCACGCUGCUGCAUGUGGAAAAAAUCGACAACGAGUAAUUGACGACAUCCAUGGCGCCGCACGACAUCUGAGAGUUGAGUUGAGGGCUAGCAAAGUGGUCCUCAUGGGCGAAAGUCUAGGUGCUUUGAACAGUGCGGCAGCAUUGGUCCAGAAACCGGAGCUGUUCGAUGCGGUGAUGCUCAAUGCAGGCCCUUUGGAUGUGCUGCGUCGGGGCGACAUGGGCCUCGGUAACAUAGGCAAAAUUGAACUCGGCGACGUGAGGAUUCCAGACGAGUUUGAUGCCAUGUAUGACUGGGCCCCUAUAGAACAUCUGCAGUCUGGGGCCAGCUAUCCGCCAGUAUUUUUGGUGUCGGGCCUCCGUGACAAGUUGGUGUCUGCCGCGCACAGUUGCAAAUUUACUGCUGCCUUGAAGUAUACGGCGUCUCUGUCUGGCGAUGGAGCCGCAUCACAGAGUCAGUACCAGCAAGGUCGGGACGGCGGUGCUACAAGGAGCCAGUCACCUGUUCAUCUGAGAAUUAUCCAGGAUCUCGGACAUGGUGGGAACAGCUCGACCAAGACGAAGGCAUUGAUAAGUAUGGAGAGAUGGUUGUGGCUUUGCAAGACGCUACAUAUUGAAGUUGUCUAG
Molecule: messenger RNA, 2250 nt
Organism: Exophiala spinifera
Lineage: Eukaryota; Fungi; Ascomycota; Eurotiomycetes; Chaetothyriales; Herpotrichiellaceae
Exons: 2
Coding region: 1-2250 (749 amino acids)
Biological process (GO): proteolysis
Cellular component (GO): cytosol
Molecular function (GO): oligopeptidase activity; serine-type endopeptidase activity
Source: RefSeq, a predicted model, not a curated record